CCAUCGCCUGAUCUGUGACGUUGCAACAGGUGGCAAUUUCACCCUACAUAUGUUUUAGAACCAGCCUUUACGAACAGAGCGAAAGGCCAUCACCGAUUUCCUGAUGUUACAAACGGAUAAAGGUACUCCCCUGUGUAACUUAGAUGUCAGCCUACAGGACCAGCUACAUGCUGUGACACCUGGCCGCUUGCUCAGUGCCCUUUGAGGAGGCCACCGCUAUUCGUGAGUCGGCAGAGACUAUGGGAUAUGAACGAAGUCAUUCCUCUGUUGCACGUCCUGGAACAAAUGCUGUUAACAUGAAUGGCGCUGGUCAGGGUGGCGGUAGACGUGCGCACAGCCACCUACUCGCCACAUGACCCCCUGUGGGGGCAGGACAGGAAGAGAAGAGAGGAGGUAGAGGAGGACAUUGGUCUCAAGAAAUUUAUUGAGCUGAAAUGGGUGGUUUUUCCACUCAGCGGACACAGGAGUGGAGGCCAGCAGGAAGCAUCUGUUAGAGGAGGAGGAGGACAGAUGAUCCCCAAGUACCUCUGCACCGCAGGAGAUGGAGGAGAGCGCAACGGAGCCCUCGCAUUCCUUGGCGCACAAAUGGCCCAUAGCAUGCUCGUGAUUGCUUGCGUUAGCGACAGACCGAAUAAUAAACCAUCAGACAGAGGGAAUGACUUUUGGCUGUCCACCUUGUUGGACCCUCAGCUACCGUUCAAAAAAUGGUGGGCCUUUUUCACACCUGCUGAGAGGGAUGAGGAGAGCCAAAAUAACGUACUAUAAAAACCACCUAUGUAGUCAGAUUAUGGUCUCUGCCUUUCUGCCCAAUGGUCACUACCCUCACACACUGUGGGCCUGAUAGCUCUCGCGUUCCGCGGGUGCCAUUGCAGCAGGGAGGGGUGGGGUGGUGGAGGGCAGUGGCAGCUCCACCAGCAGCGGCUAGCCUCUGUCUGCAGUCGAUGAUGAGUAGCUUUUUCUUCACCAGCGGCAGUGAGAGAAACUACUAACCAGCGCGCACAGCAGCAG
Messenger RNA from Staurois parvus, 1008 nucleotides. NCBI's taxonomy places the organism in Eukaryota, Metazoa, Chordata, Amphibia, Anura, Ranidae. The record is from the annotation of a GenBank genome assembly.